This is a messenger RNA of Puccinia graminis f. sp. tritici CRL 75-36-700-3, 630 nucleotides long. RefSeq lists its product as uncharacterized. Bases 1 to 630 code for a protein of 209 amino acids. The transcript has a single exon. NCBI's taxonomy places the organism in Eukaryota, Fungi, Basidiomycota, Pucciniomycetes, Pucciniales, Pucciniaceae. The record is from RefSeq and is a predicted model, not a curated record.
AUGGCGGUCAGCAACGCUGAAAAAGGUCAGAGACGACGACGCCGUAGAGAAGCAAAAGAGAAGGAUUCUGAAGAGGUAAAAAAAAUCACUCGAAGAAAAAAAUCAAAACAAAAACAAUUUCGAAAAAAAGCCAGCUCUUGCUCAACACAUUCUGGAAAAUCCAGCUCUUGCGCACAACCAAUACCUAUCUCCAAUGACGAUGACAAUGAAAUCAACUCUCAGAGAAUUAUACCUAUUCCAGAUAGCGACAAAGAUGAAAUUGAGGUUGCAAAUAUCGAUAAUUGUGGAGCUUUUGAAUCAAACAAAGCUCAACCCAGCUUGUGUGGAAGCGAUAUUGGCUCAACUCAUGACGAAAUCCCAAAACAUCGACCUCACAUUGAAGAUGAUGGAGACGUGUUUGAGAUCUAUGAAAAAGAACUUGAAGAACAAAACCGAGCUAACGAUCUAGUGCAAUAUGUUGAGGCUGCCCUUCAUGACAACACAUCUGAUGAAGAAGACCUGGAAAUUGAAGACGAGCCUCCCAAUAAAAUGUGGUCAUCUCUCUUUGGCACUGCUCUUCCUAUCGAAAGUAGAAAAAAAUGUCUCUUGAAAUCUGGGAAAUCCUCUUACAGACAGCCGGUUGCGAACUAA